Messenger RNA from Puntigrus tetrazona (Sumatra barb), 2188 nucleotides. It is a transcript of the gene slc38a6, whose product is annotated as solute carrier family 38 member 6. The record is from RefSeq and is a predicted model, not a curated record. Bases 152 to 1489 code for a protein of 445 amino acids. Lineage: Eukaryota; Metazoa; Chordata; Actinopteri; Cypriniformes; Cyprinidae. The transcript is spliced from 16 exons. Gene Ontology annotation, biological process: L-glutamine transport; amino acid transmembrane transport. Gene Ontology annotation, molecular function: L-glutamine transmembrane transporter activity.
AAAAUCACGUGAAUAGCGAUGUUUACGUUUGUUUGAGUCUCUUUCGGAGCCGGUGGUAUGAAAGCGGGGCGCGUGAAUUGACGGACCCGCUAGUGUCUAGGAGCCAGCAGCGGGGUUCUGCUUGUGCAGAAGAGUAAACUAAACGGCGGAAAUGCGGAAAAACGAUGCAAACUACAGCGUGCAGACGGGGAGCGAGUAUGAGCCCAUCGGAGAUGAGAACAGACCGCUCUUAGCACAGGGUGCUCAGGCUAGAGGUGCAUCCUUCUGGUCUUCUGCCUUUAAUCUGAUGAAUGCCAUCAUGGGCAGCGGCAUCCUGGGUCUUUCUUAUGCUAUGGCCAAUACGGGCAUCGUCGGAUUCUGUAUUCUUUUGCUGGUUGUCUCCAACUUGGCUGCUUAUUCUAUUCAUCUCCUGCUGCUCCUCUGUGACAAGACAGGCAUCAACUCCUAUGAAGCUCUUGGAGAGAGAGCGUUCAACAGACCUGGCAAGAUUCUUGUGGCCUGUACUAUUCUCAUUCAGAAUAUUGGAGCCAUGUCCACCUACUUGUUCAUCUUGAAGUCUGAAAUGCCUGCUGCCAUCACCGGCUUUAUGAGCACAGAGAUUUCUGGUAAGUGGUUUGAGGAUGGUGUCACACUACUGAUUUUAGUGACUCUAAUUGUAGUGUUGCCAUUGGCUCUACUUCCUAAGAUUGGUUUUCUGGGAUACACCAGCAGUCUUGCAUUCAUCUUUAUGUUGUUCUUUACUGUAGUGGUGGUGGUGAAAAAAUGGUCCAUUCCCUGCCCGCUGCCAAUUAACUCUACUGUGAGCCUGAGCUUAAAUACCUCUGAAUGCACCCCACAGAUGUUUGUGAUCUCUAGUAAGAGUGCUUAUGCAGUCCCAACCAUGGCUUUCUCCUUCUUGUGCCAUACAGCAGUUUUACCCAUUUACUGUGAGUUACACAGACCCACAAAGAAGAGAAUGCAGAAUGUGGCUAAUGUCAGCAUCUUUCUUAGUUUUGUGGUGUAUUUGAUCUCUGCCCUGUUUGGAUACCUCACCUUCUAUACUCAUGUGGAAUCUGAGCUGUUGCUAGGAUAUGACAUCUACCUACGGCGGGAUGUUGUGGUCAUGUCAGUGCGUCUUGCGAUUUUAUUGGCCGUUCUGUUCACCGUGCCGCUUAUUCACUUCCCAGCACGUAAAGCCCUGUUGAUGUUAUGCAGGGGAGAGAGGGAGUUCUCCUGGCUCUCUCAUUUGCUUUCCUGUUUUUUCAUCCUCACUCUUGUGCUGCUGCUUGCUAUUUUCGUCCCUGACAUUAGGAAUGUCUUUGGUGUGGUGGGUUCUACGACCUCCACAUGUUUGCUGUUUGUGUAUCCUGGAAUGUUUUAUUUGAGAAUCAGCUCCGAGCCAAUCAGAUCUCUCAAUUCAGCAGGGGCGGUUUUUCUGAUGGUGAUUGGUCUGGUUGUUGGUGUGCUGAGCCUGUGUGUCAUCAUUGUCUCCUGGGUUCAAGGUACUUGACCUUUGACAUCAUUACUGAGGGACGUAUUGCGCAACUUGUGAGCUCAACUCAUCCUGCUGUGAAGAGAAAUCUUGUUUAACAGGUUAAACACCAGGCAGAGACUCUUUUCUGAACCAAAUUAAGGGAAUCCCAGUGAGAUGAGGCUGUGCUCAUGUUCUCAUAGCACUAUUAUGACACUUGAAUACUGUACAGAGGCACAAUCAAAUUCAAAAUAUCCAGCAAAGCACUUAAAUGCAAAUUAUGUCUAAAUGACAGCAGAGUUUGACUAUUUUUGAAUCUGAUGGUUUCUGUCAUCCAUAGAAAGACAGUUGGGACCAAUGAAUGAAUGCCAAUAUUACAAUAACUCAAUGUGCGAUAUUAGAUUUAAAAAAAAAGUGAUUUCAUGAAAGUGCUUGUCUGACUCUGAUUUAAUGAUUGGCCACUGUCUUUAGUCAAAAACUUGAUUUGUGUUUUAAGAUUGUCAGAACUUUCAGGAUAUUUCUUCUCCAACACACUAAUCCCAAAGAUGUUUUGUUACUACAAUUUAGAAUUUAAAAUGUUCUUUAUAUUUUCUAUUUUAAAUAAAGAAAAAAAAUUAUAAAUGCGUGGAAAAUAUACAAAAGAAUAUUUUUGUACCGUCACAACCCUGUUUACAUGUUUUGACCAUUUUGAUGUAUUUUAUGUGAAUUUCAAUAAAUAAAGGGAAAUGAGAAUUAAAA